Molecule: messenger RNA, 7410 nt
Organism: Dromaius novaehollandiae (emu)
Lineage: Eukaryota; Metazoa; Chordata; Aves; Casuariiformes; Dromaiidae
Gene: TNR
Product: tenascin R
Exons: 22
Coding region: 118-4185 (1355 amino acids)
Molecular function (GO): protein binding
Source: RefSeq, a predicted model, not a curated record
GGCUCCCUCUUCCCCGGCGGCCGCAGGAGGCGCCGGUCCGCCGCGGCGCCGCAGCCCGGUCCUCCCAGAGCUUGGCUGACCAAGGCUGGCUUAGAAGGCUUUUUUUUUCCCAAGAAAAUGGGGACUGACAGUGAAAACCCAGUCCUGAGGAAUGUGCUUAUCAGCUUCAACUUGCUACUGCUAGGCGCCAUCCUCAAGCCUUUGGAGUGCCGACUAGAAGUGACAACAGAGGCAGCCAAGAGGCCAGUGGUGGAUGAGGAGGGCAGCGUUGCCAACUGCAGCCCACCCAUCAAAGAGCAGCCCAUGGUCUUCCACCACAUCUACAACAUUAACAUCCCCCUGGACAGCUGCUGUUCGUCAAUGCUCAAGUCUUCAGCUGAGGAGGUGAGUUCAGAAGACGACAGGAUGGCGGAGUACGCAGAGCAGACCUCAGACAGCGAGAGCCAGGUCACCUUCACCCACAGGAUAAACUUGCCCAAGCAGGCCUGCAAGUGCUCCACCUCCUUCCCGUCCAUGCAGGAUCUGCUGAGCAGGAUUGAGAUGCUGGAGAGGGAGGUCUCCAUUCUCCGGGACCAAUGCAACUCCAAUUGCUGCCAAGAAAAUGCAGCCACAGGGCAGCUGGAUUUCCUGCCGCCCUGCAGCGGGCACGGCAACUUCAGCCUGGCGGCGUGCGGCUGCGUCUGCGACGAGGGCUGGGCGGGCAGCAACUGCUCGGAGCCCCGCUGCCCGCGGGGCUGCUCGCGCCGCGGCGCCUGCGUCGAGGGCCAGUGCGUCUGCGACGGCGACUACGGCGGCGACGACUGCUCCGAGCGCCGCUGCCCCGCCGACUGCAGCGCCCGGGGGCUCUGCGUGGACGGCGCCUGCCUCUGCGAGGAGGGCUUCGCCGGCGACGACUGCGGCCAGCCCCGCUGCCCCCGCGACUGCUCGGGCCGGGGCCGCUGCGCCAACGGCACCUGCCUCUGCGAGGAGGGCUUCGCCGGCGACGACUGCGGCCAGCCCCGCUGCCCCAACGCCUGCAGCGGCCGCGGCGCCUGCCGCGAGGGGCUCUGCGCCUGCGAGGACGGCUACGCGGGGCCCGACUGCUCGGCAGUGGCGCCUCCGGAAAACCUGCGCGUGGCCGGCGUGGGCGACGACAGCGUGGAGCUGGCGUGGGACGGCCCGGCGGCGGCGGCGGAGUUCGUGGUCUCCUACGAGCCGGCCGGGCCCGGGGGCGGCCGGCUGCAGCAGCGGGUGCCCGGCGACUGGGGCGCCAUCACCAUCCGGCCGCUGGAGCCGGGCCUGACGUACAACCUCAGCGUCUACGCCGUGGUCGGCAGCGUCCUCAGCGCCCCCGUCACCGCCAAGGCGACCACCAACCUCGCCACGCCGCAGGGGCUGAAGUUCAAGACCAUCACCGAGACGACUGCCGAGGUGCAGUGGGAGCCCUUCUCCUUCCCUUUCGACGGCUGGGAGAUCAGCUUCAUCCCCAAGAACAACGAGGGCGGCGUGAUCGCGCAGCUCCCCAGCAGCGUCACCACCUUCAACCAGACGGGCCUGAAGCCGGGCGAGGAGUACACAGUCACCGUGGUGGCCCUCAAGGAGCAAGCCAGGAGCCCCCCCGCAUCCGACAGCGUCUCCACCUUAAUUGACGGUCCGACCCAGAUCCUGGUGCGGGAUGUCUCCGACACCGUGGCCUUCGUGGAGUGGACGCCGCCGCGCGCCAAGGUGGACACCAUCCUGCUGAAGUACGGGCUGGUGAACGGGGAGGGAGGGAAGACCACCUUCCGCCUGCAGCCCCCGCUGAGCCAGUACUCCCUGCAGGCCCUGCGCCCGGGCUCCCGCUACGAGGUGGCCGUCAGCGGCCUGCGAGGCACCAACGAGAGCGACGCUGCCCUCACCCACUUCACCACAGAGAUCGAUGCCCCCAAGAACCUGCGCGUGGGCGCCCGGACGGCGGCCAGCCUCGAGCUCGCCUGGGACAACAGCGAGGCCGAGGUGCACAGCUACCGCGUGGUCUACAGCACCCUGGCCGGGGAGCAGUACCACGAAGUGCUGGUGCCCCGCGACAGCGGCCCGACAACCAGGGCCACCCUCGCAGACCUGGUGCCAGGCACCGAGUACGGCAUCGGGAUAUCGGCCAUCAUGGACAAGCAGCAGAGCGUGCCAGCCACCAUGAACGCCAGGACAGAGCUCGACAGCCCCCGGGACCUCCUGGUGACAGCCUCCACGGAGACAUCCAUCUCCCUGGCCUGGACCAAGGCCAAAGGGCCCAUCGACCACUACCGCAUCACCUUCACCCCGGCCUCAGGGAUGGCCUCUGAAGUGACGGUGCCCCAGGACAGGUCGCAGCUCACCCUCUCGGACCUGGAGCCCGGGACGGAGUACACCAUCUCGAUCAUCGCCGAGCGGGGACGCCAGCAGAGCCUGGAGUCCACUGUGGAUGCAUUCACAGGGGUCCGGCCCAUCACACAGCUGCACUUCUCCCACCUGACGUCCUCCAGCGUCAACAUCACCUGGAGCGACCCAUCGCCGCCAGCUGACCGGUUCAUCCUGCACUACAGCCCAUGGGGCAAAGAGGAGGCGCAGCAGCUCGCACUGGAUGGCACCAGCAGACACACUAGCCUGACAGGGCUGCGGCCGGCCACCGAGUACCAGGUGUCGCUGGUGGCCGUACAUGGCACGGUCAGCUCAGAGCCCAUCAUGGGCUCUAUAACUACAGGGAUCGACGCUCCAAAGGACCUCAGGGUGGGCAACGUGACCCAGGACUCCAUGAUCGUCUACUGGAGCCCUCCCAUCGCGACUUUUGACCACUACAGAAUAUCCUAUCGGGCUGCUGAAGGGAGGACAGACACCACCGCAAUCCCCAGAGAUGCUACCGAAUACGCCCUCCACCGCCUGCAGCCCGCCACCGAGUAUGAGAUCACCGUGAAGAGCGUGCGGGGCCGGGAGGAGAGCGAGCUGGCCUCCCUCACCGCACACACAGCCAUGGAUGCCCCCUUGGGUGUCACCGCCACCAAUGUCACCCCCACCGAGGCCCUGCUGCAGUGGAACCCACCGCUAUCGGACGUGGAGAACUACGUCGUCGUCCUCACCCACUACACAGUUGCAGGAGAAACAAUUCUCGUGGAUGGAGUCAACCAGGAGUACCAGCUGACCAACCUUCUGCCCAGUACCACCUACACAGUCACCAUGUAUGCUACCAAUGGGCCUUUCACCAGCCAAACCAUCAGUACCAACUUUACAACUCUUUUGGACCCUCCAACAAAUCUGACUGCGAGCGAAGUCACCCGACGGAGUGCCCUUCUGUCCUGGAUGCCUCCGAUGGGAGAGAUUGAGAACUACAUCAUGACCUACAGAUCGACCGAUGGAAGCCGUAAGGAGCUGAUUGUGGAUGCUGAAGACACCUGGAUCCGUCUGGAGGGGCUUUCGGAGACGACAGAGUACACCGUGCGUUUGCAGGCUGCCCAAAAUGCUGUGCGGAGUGGCUUCACCUCCACCACCUUCACCACGGGCGGUCGUGUCUUUGCUAAUCCUCAGGACUGCGCCCAGCACCUGAUGAACGGCGACACGCUGAGCGGAGUCUACACCAUCUCCAUCAACGGCGACCUAGGCCAGAGGGUGCAGGUGUACUGCGACAUGACCACGGACGGAGGCGGGUGGAUCGUAUUCCAGAGGCGGCAGAACGGGCUGACAGAUUUCUUUCGGAAGUGGGCAGAUUAUCGGGUCGGCUUUGGAAACCUGGAAGAUGAAUUUUGGCUGGGCUUGGACAACAUCCACAGGAUCACCUCCCAGGGGCGCUACGAGUUGCGAAUAGACAUGAGAGACGGCCAGGAAGCAGCAUACGCCUACUACGACAAGUUCUCCAUCGGCGACUCCAGGAGUCUGUACAAGCUCCGAAUAGGAGACUACAACGGCACCUCCGGGGAUUCCCUCACCUACCACCAAGGCCGCCCCUUCUCCACCAAGGACAGGGACAACGACGUCGCCGUGACAAACUGCGCCAUGUCAUACAAAGGGGCCUGGUGGUACAAGAACUGCCACCGGACCAACCUCAAUGGCAAGUACGGAGAGUCCCGGCACAGUCAGGGGAUUAACUGGUACCAUUGGAAAGGCCACGAGUUCUCCAUACCCUUUGUGGAAAUGAAGAUGCGACCCUACAACCACCGCAACAUCUCUGGGAGGAAGCGACGGUCCCUACAGCUCUGAGUCCGCAGGACCCCUCUCCCACUUCCCACCACCUGACCUUUUCUGUCAUUCGUUUGUAUUUUAUAAUAUGAAAAGGGAUAAAAAAAAAUCCUUCUCCUCUGAGAUAGCAACCUGCCCCUCACGAGUCCUGGAGGGAACCACGGCACAAGUAAAGGCUGUGGGAAAGGAAAGACCUCAUUGCUUUGCAUCAGUCCCAGAGAAAUACCAAAUUUCCAGUCUCCCUACCCCAAAACUCUUGCCCUUAACAUGAAAAGAAAGAGAGAAAGAGAGACAGAUUUUUGAUAUUUUUUUAAAAGACUUAGAAAUCCCCAGCAACCCCUGUCAGAAGCAUUUCACUUGCCCUACCACCACCGUCUCUGCUGUGGCACCCCUCCCCUGCUCUCCGAGUGCCCUCCCCUGUUCACCAGCAACCCUGAUGGGGACAGGCCUGGCCACAGCGCAGGGCAGACCUCUCUUUGGACAGGCCACCUCCCUGCAGCCUGAGACCUGUCAGACUCUCAGGCCACGUGGCAGAAACCUUCACCCCCGGGAUCUUGAUGCAGCCGUUUCCACCCUGUAAGAGUGGCCAGGGACACCAGUCCUCUUCCUGCCUCCCUCCCUCCGCUCCGACGGGGAGCUUCCCGUCACCCCACAAACACCAACUCUUCCAGCAGGUGGGAAGCCUCUCUCUCCCUUUGGCCAAGGGUGCACAGCCUGGUUAUCCCUCUCCCUCCGCGUAGGCACUGUAUGGGCGCAGACAAAGUGAGGACGAGAACACGAGGCAACACGUACAGAGUUUUGGCUAGUGUAGAUCCCACCGGGAGGGCAUGGAGACCAUCGGCAUAGGCAGACGAAUUCUAGAGCCCACAGUUCACGCGUUAACCCCACCAGCACAUAGUCCAUCACAGCCAAAGUCAUCCUCUUGUAGAUGCAGUGUAGAGGAGCAGACAGUAUAGACCGAGAGCUGUUCUACCAGCCAGGAGCACUUGAAACAUCAUCCACUCCUCUCCUCUGUGAGCUGAGCUCAUCACGCUUAUGGUGCAUGGUAUUUAUCUGGGUUAUGUUUAUCUCGAGGGAGAGGAAAGGAGACAAAUCAGACGACUCUGGAGAAAAAACAUUUCCUGCAGCCUUUACGUCUAACUAGGACCCAUUUCUUCUACUAUUUUUAUAUGCCACCACAUUGUCUCCCACAGAGGUAGCUGGUCCCAAACCAAAGAGUGUCAGAGAAAGGCCAGCAACCAAAGGAGUUACCAGAUGGCUACGGUCCAGCUGGAAGCCAGCAGAGUAUGUGGCAGUCAUCGGCACAGCCCAGGAGCCAGACUCACGGACCUCUCUGCGCGUGGGGGGAACGGUGAUGAUGCCGUCGAGGGAAGAGAAGUGCAAGCUGAGAAAUGCCCAUUCCCUUCCUGCUCCUGCACCAUCCCUGUUCGCUGUGAUCGCAAGAGGGACACAAAUUUGCAGUGCCUUGGUAUCAUCUCUCUAACGGGAAAUUCAGCUGUUUCCCUUCCUUGAAGGAAGGCCUAGUCCAUUAAGAUUUGUACAGCACUUUGAGACCCUGGAAAGAACCGAUAAGUUUGUUCUUCCUGUCCUUUACUUCUCCUUUCUUAAAGAAGCUAGACCCUUCGGAGAGCUCCCUCUGUGCUCUGCUGUCUUUGGCACCGCUUCCACUUACCACAAACAAACAUCACGCUGGAUUUAGUCCUCUCUGCUGAGGGCUCUGAUCAAUGCUGUGCAUUGUAGUUGGCCUGGUCUAGGAGAAAGGACUUGUCCCCACUUCUGAGUCUUAUGUGCAAGUACAAUGCAGCUCGUAUCUGGGUUCACAGCCGAGGGAGCGCUACAAAUGCAAAACACUGCUUUUCGAUUUUGUCACACUGAAGCUGCUUUGUCUUAAGAAGCACUUCCAAAAGGCAACAUAAAGGCAUCUUUGCAGUGGUUUAUAGUUCAGGCCAGUGUCUCUUUCAUAGUCAUACUCCUAGGUUUUCUGAUGUUACUCACCACUGAUGUGGAGCUGAAGGACAUUAAGCAGGAAAUGCAGCUUACUUAUCCAUGCCAUGUCCCGGCACACAAAAACAUAGCUAACCCAGAGGUCAGGAUUAGAUACAAGGUUGAACCCUUCAAGUGGUGAGCUUACAAGCUGACAUGGACAGUCUGACCUGGAGGAAGGAUGCUGUAGCUCAGCAGCACCUCACGUAAGUGAGGCAUCUCUUCUUACAGCCCAUCGGUGUCAAAUCAGGCAUCAAGCAAACCAUCUGACUGAGGAAUGGAUCAAAGAGGAUGAAGAAAACGGGAUCUCUCAUAGGAUACAGCCAGUGUCACAGAUGGCAGCAUCUCACGCUUGCUGAGCAGCCUGCCUCAUUUUAGGCCCCAAAAGCCAACAAGAAGCAACAGGCAGAACUGAUCAAAACAUAAGAAGCCCCCCAGUAGAUCUGCACAGUAAUAUUUUCCGAAUACGACCAAGAGUUUAUAGGUAAGAAGUGUGCUAACAAAAGCCCUGUAGUCCAGUGGUUAUAACUAGGACCAGAGACUGACAGUCAGUGGUAUUCAUUUCCUGUUUUAGAAAGUGGUUCAGCAUGGGUGACCGAUGUGGUUUGCUUAUCUACCCAGUGGAAAUACGGGAACUCAACAUUCACUGUCAAGCACAAGGGAAGAAACCUCUCUCUUUUUCAUAAGUAUAAAACAAAAGCAGAAAAUCAAAAAAUGCGCUCGACCAAAUCACAACCUCAUACAUCCAUAUCAGAACCCAGAAGGAGCUUUCUAUCAUCAGCCUUGUUUUUCCAGGAGUUUCAAAAGAAGACCUUCAAAAAAGGCUGAUAAUUCUUUAAAUAAAUUUCCUGUCAUAUGUUCCUCCCUCCCUGCUGAUGUCGCUCAUCCCUUUUAUAAGUCUUGUAGCCAGGAUGAGAGCACCCAGUUGCCAGAACUCCAUCAUCAAGGCAGAAGGACACACUUGGAGAUAAUGUCUGACCUCCCAGUCUUAUUAUAGGCUGAGACGGGUCCUUCCAGAAAAACAAAUAGGGAAGUUAGCAGCAAGAAGCCCUGGCUCCUUCCUGAUUCUUCUUGCAGUUCUCCUUGCUCUGCUUCCUUCCAUAGGCAUCCAGCAUCGCCUUCCUGAGGAGUCAGGGGCCACCUUUACCUGGACAACACUAUUGCUGCAACCCUAAUCUCACACUGAGAGCACCAGGGUGUUGCAUUCAUUACCUUGGUGAAACACAGUUUCUAAAAUGGUUUAAGGGAAGAUGCCUGCACGUU